Jatropha curcas is the source of this 873-nucleotide messenger RNA. RefSeq names its product EKC/KEOPS complex subunit tprkb-like protein. Gene Ontology annotation, biological process: tRNA threonylcarbamoyladenosine modification. Lineage: Eukaryota; Viridiplantae; Streptophyta; Magnoliopsida; Malpighiales; Euphorbiaceae. Gene Ontology annotation, cellular component: nucleus; EKC/KEOPS complex; cytosol. The record is from RefSeq and is a predicted model, not a curated record.
UCAUUCCACAAAAACCUACCUUGGUUCCAUCUCCCAUCGGCGGUUUUUUUCUUCUUUGCAAAAGCUUUCUCAUCCAAGCUCCAUAAACAACCGCAGUCAGCUGCGGCCGCCGCUAGAUCGGCCGGUCAACCAUGAAGGUUUACGAUAUCAAAGGAAACACCCUUUCUCUCGCUCUCUUCUCCGAUGUCACCAAUUCCAAGGAACUUCUAGAUUCUAUGCAAGCUGGAACCCUGGAACCAGAAGUUGCACUACUCAAUGCCUCACUUAUUCCAGAUGUGUUCCCUGUUCUAGCCGCUGCACAUAAGACACUUAUUGCCAAGUCUCGGGAUUCAUUGACGACACGGACUCUUCAUUCUGAGCUUGUUUAUAAUUACUCAGGAUCUAAACAUAUAACAGAGUCCUUGAAAAGAUGUGGAAUCUCUGAAAGCUCUACAUACAUCUUAGCAGCUCGUUUCAAUUCUUCUUUAGAUGAGAUGAAAGUUGUAGAGAAACUAAUCAAUGGAAAAGAAAUUGAUUUGGAGGAGUUGGAAGGGAGGGCAAACCAAGCUCAAAUACAAAAGCACUACAAAAUUUCUGCCGUGGAAGCAGGGAUAUCCUCUCUUGCAGAUGCCAUUACCUGCCGCAUAGCUGUCCGUGAUGCAUUGUGAGAAGGAACAAUUGUGAGAAGGAACAAAUGUAUGUGGUUGUACUUAUUUUAUUGAUAUGAUGAUACUGUUGUAACAUAGUUUAGGACAGGUAAGAUCAUUAUUUAUGCUUGAACAAUUCUUGUCAAGAAUCAUAAUUUGAGUUCCUGAUUUAGAAACUAAAAGUUUAUGUUCUUGAUAACAUGUGAUGCAUCCAAUUCAUAUGUAGAGCGUUGCAUAGGCAGAAAAA